Molecule: messenger RNA, 1003 nt
Organism: Lolium perenne
Lineage: Eukaryota; Viridiplantae; Streptophyta; Magnoliopsida; Poales; Poaceae
Product: vesicle-associated membrane protein 711
Biological process (GO): vesicle-mediated transport
Cellular component (GO): membrane
Source: RefSeq, a predicted model, not a curated record
GUCAAACGAAACCAAACCAAACCAGGUCCGCCCCUCUCCUCUCGAUUUUCUCCCCCUCGUUCGGGAGGAAGGAGAGGGACGGCGGAAGGAGAGCGAUCGGGCCGGCCGGAGAUCGACCGAUCGAUCGAUGGGGAAGAUCCAGUACGCGGUGGUGGCGCGGGGCGCGGCGGUGCUGGCGGAGCACGGCGGCGCGGGAGGCACGGCCUCCAACGCGGGGGCCGUCGCGCGGCAGAUCCUUGAGCGCCUCCACGCCAAUGGCGCCAACGACGACUGCCACGUCUCCUACACCCAGGGCCUCUACGUCUUCCACGUCAGGCGCGCCGACGGCCUCACCACGCUCUGCAUGACCGACGACGCCGCCGGACGACGGAUUCCUUUCGCGUUUCUUGAAGAUAUCCAUGGAAAAUUCGUCAAGACGUACGGUCGUGCAGCUCUUACUGCUCUUCCAUACGCUAUGAAUGAAGAGUUCUCGAGGGUUUUGAGUAAGCAAAUGGAUUACUUCUCAAAUGACCCAAACGCCGAUAGCAUAAAUCGCAUGAAGGGUGAAAUGGAUCAGGUUCGGAGUGUUAUGAUCGACAACAUUGACAAAGUACUCGAGAGAGGUGAUCGUUUGGAAUUGUUGGUUGACAAGACCGCAACUAUGCAAGGGAACACGAUGCGAUUCAAAAGGCAAGCUCGACGUUUCAGAAACACCGUCUGGUGGAGAAAUGUCAAGCUCACAGUUGCGUUGAUAUUCAUCCUCCUGGCGAUAAUAUACAUCGUGCUCGCCUUCAUGUGCCACGGCUUCACCCUACCCUCCUGCGUUCGGUAAAUCUUGUCCUACCUUCCGGCAGCGACAAGCGCCAGUUCUCUUCAUGAUGUGUCCAUAAAUGUCCAUACGAGGCUACGUUCUGUUUUCCUAUCCUGAAAAUGUUCCAGGUUCCCUGUAAGAGCAGCUCCAUUGUUGCUGUUUCUCUUGUGUAUAAAAUGGAAAAGAUUGCAUUCGGUGGUAGUUUUGUUUCGA